This is a messenger RNA of Oryza sativa Japonica Group (Japanese rice), 1217 nucleotides long. RefSeq lists its product as uncharacterized. The record is from RefSeq and is a predicted model, not a curated record. NCBI's taxonomy places the organism in Eukaryota, Viridiplantae, Streptophyta, Magnoliopsida, Poales, Poaceae.
CGAUCACCAUUAAUUCAUCUCCAUCGACAAAGCUAGCUAAGCCCAGUCAUGGCCGCCUCUCCCGCAAUGCCGUCACUCCUCCUCCUCCUCCUCCUAGCCGUUCUCGUCUCGGCGGCCGAUGCCUACGACUCCGCCGCCAGCGCCAACACCAACGCCGGCGCCAUCCCCGACCCCAACAUCUUGAACAUGGAGGCCAUGUGCCCCAAGACGACGGACGUGAAGGCGUGCCAGCAACUGGUGAAGAACAUGCCGUCCAACAUCGUCGCGGGGAAGAAGGACGCCAGGAGCAUCGCCCGGGGGUGCAUCGCCACCGCCUGGUUCGUGGCGAGGGACGGCGCCAAGGACUGCACCGCCGCCGUGGACGAGUGCAAGGACAAGGUCGACCAGUGCCUCGACAGCUGCCGCCACGCCUUCGCCGCCGUGAACGACGCCCUGGAGCCCCAGGGCACCGGCGACGACGCCGUCAAGGUCCCCGAGGACGAGAAGCUCCUCGCCAUCCACGCCAGCCUCACGCAGCUGCUCCGCGGCCCCACCGGCACGCGCCGCCCGCCCCUCUGCAACACCUGCUGCCAGGACGGCUCGUGCACGGAGGAGAAGAAGCGCAACGUCGUCGCGCUGUUCGUGCAAUUGUGGAGCUUGCUGGAUUUCGCCGACGCGGUGCUCGAGGACCUGUAUCCUCUGACGAAGCUGCCAGGGGACAAGGCCGCGGGAUCAGAUACCUCUGCGGCGGCGGCCGGAUCAACCGCCGACAAGGAGACCUCUGCGGCGGCUGGAUCAACCGCCGACACGGCGACCUCUGCGGCGGCCGGAUCAACCUCCGCAAAGGAGACAUCUCCAGUAGCCGGAUCAACCGCCGAUAAGACCUAUGCAGCGGCCGGAUCAGCUCCUCCUGUCGUCGACACUGCGCCUGCUCCUCCCGUGACAACUUAUGAUUAAUUACAAACAUUCGGUAUUUCAUAUUUUGGAGGAUGCUAUAGGAACUUUAAAUAACUCUUCCAAAAUUUUUAGGACACCAACGAAAAUCCUUACAAAAUUUUGACUAAUCAACGUUUCUAAGGAGUUUAACAAAUUUCUAUACGUGUAACUUUUUCUUACAUAUCUGAGUAGGUGCAUUGCUGAGGGCAGGGUGCGCCUUCCGUGGUUGUCAUUCGAAAUUGUCUUUGUAACCUCGUCAAUUUAAUGAAGUUUAGAAUCAAAAUGAUGAGCCUUUUAUCUCA